GUACGUCCAUGUGACAGUUUUAUGUGAAAACAGACCGCAAAACAUCAUUAGUCAGAGGAAGUAAUCGAUUAAAUAUAUUCUGACUAGAAGCGAAACUAGCAGUUGGUUACGUAAAUGCUAAUGUCCUUCGGAGAAUCAAACAGCGUUGCUUCAUGGUAAAUUUGAUCUCCUUUUUUUCUUCUGACAAAAAUUGUUUGGAAUCGUUUGCAGCCUGGCUAAUUAUGAAAGAAGAAUACCAAUUUAAUUUGCAACUUACCAUCUUGGAAAAGAAAGCAGGGAAGCAAGCACCGGGUGUGGGUGCUGGUAAAGGCACCGCAUAGGUACCCGGGGGUAUUUGCUGGACUGCGGUUUGAAAAAUAGAUUGGACUCUGUGAUCGAUUAUGCGACCAAAAAGAAAAAGAGAGUCAAUUUUUCCGCUAUUCUGUCAGUUCAGUCUUUGUUCACACACGCGUGAUCAGAGUUACCCUACCAGUUACCCCUUUAAUCUCUCUAAGAGUUACUCAACAUUAUAAGACGAUCUAUCAUUCCAGUCGUUUUUACAAAUCAUUGCUCCCGUCCAUCACCCGGCUAAACUCAGUCCCCCGACCCCUCUAUAGCCCCCAGUAUCAGAUAACGGCGGGGCACCGUUUUCAAAGUAGCUGGACCUAGAUCAAUUUGAUGAAAAGUGACUGGGAUUGAUUAAAAAGAAGUGAUUUGCGAAAUGGCGUCCAAAUUAAGGCACAGGUAGCUCAACUUUCUGGCCGAUUCAAUAUCAACUUCUCAAAUUUCAAUUUUCAAACUCCCAUUAUUUUCCCCCCACUUUCACUUUAGGAAAUUGAUGAAUGGUUCAUCUUUUUUCAUCAACUUUACCACGUUUGCCAUUUUGACUCGCUUUCAUUUAAUUUAUUCAAAUUUGCACCAAAUUAAAAGUGACAAAAAAAUCUCUUUUCAUAAAAACUUCAGCUGAAAUUCAUCUUCUAAACUAAUCCCACCUUAUAUGAAUGAGGAGUCUUUUCAGCACCUAAUUGAAAACCUUGUCUUUUCUAAGUCACUCGCUGCUUUCAAAAGUGGCACUCCAACCAGGGAAAAUAACUCAAAUCUCUUCAGAAAAAUCUUGCCUAUUAUUACUUCUCGUGUUCUACCUACUUUACCAAUUUAGCUAAAAACCACGCGUCUCAUUAUCCCUAUUUUCCCUUUCAAUUUAAUACCAUGACCCAUCUGUAACUUUUCCCAUCCGGAUAUCAGUUUAGAUCCCGCCUAUUCUGAAUUUCCACUAAUAUACAAACCCUGGCUGGGGCCUGCCUUUGUUUGCAAUUCCACAACAGCAGUUGAGGGCUAGUUUGGUUUGGUUCCUAUUCUACUAAUACUGUAUAAGUUGACUUGUUGCCCAAAUUCCAGGUCCCAUUGGGACUACUUGGGGAUAAGGCCACUUGUGUUAAUAUUCUUUCAUCAAACCCAUCUCCAGUUCCAUCUCAGCCUCACUGGCCACCGGAAGUAUCAUUGCGAAAACUGCCAAAAAAUCCUCUAAACUGCGUCUGAAGGUUACUUUCUGAAGAUUACAUUGGAUGCCUUCUCAGUGACCCUCCUCCUUAAUGUAAAACGUGGUUUCCCCACAAACUCACCAGUCAUUGGUUGACCUCAGACAGUUACCUUUCGAAUAUUUGGAUACACCUCCGCUUGCCUACCUUUUGCCCAAAAAAUCUGAUCAUCAACGACCUCUUUGACCUCGUGUAACCCUGGUUGACCAAUUUUUUGCCUUCAGUGUCUUAAUUGACCUCUCAGAAACUUGAGUACUAAGUGAGAGAGGUUACGAAGGAUGAUGAUGCUGGCAAUGGGUGAUGAGCACGAAUAUUCCGACCAUCCGGAACUCUGUCACUUGACUGAGGAAGAGGUGGGAGAGUUCAAAGAGGCUUUCAAACUGUUCGACAAAGAUGGAGAUGGUACAAUAUCCACCAAAGAACUUGGCAUUGUGAUGCGAUCUCUGGGUCAAAACCCGACAGAACAAGAACUUACAGACAUGAUCAACGAAGUGGACGAAGACGGCAAUGGUACGUUGGAGUUCAAAGAGUUUCUUAUUAUGAUGGCGAGGCGCAUGAGCAGUGACGACAUUGAGCAGGAGAUCCGAGAUGCCUUCCGAGUAUUCGACAAAGACGGCUCAGGGACCAUAUCCGCCGCAGAGCUACGGACUGUGAUGACGACUCUGGGGGAGAAGUUAACAGACGAGGAGGUGGACGAGAUGAUCCAGGAGGCAGACAUAGACGGGGAUGGGGAGAUCAACUACGAGGAGUUCGUCAAAAUGAUGACCAUGAGAUAAAGCAGACACUGCUCCUUAUACUCAAACAAUAACAACACUCUACACACUGCUGCGAAAGGCCAAGUUAGAUGAGAACGUAUGCCGCUUUCUGGGUAAAAACUUCCAUGGUUCAAAAGAUCCCCCACAUUGAAACGGAAGAUAU
Molecule: messenger RNA, 2435 nt
Organism: Symsagittifera roscoffensis
Lineage: Eukaryota; Metazoa; Xenacoelomorpha; Acoela; Convolutidae
Product: calmodulin-A-like
Exons: 5
Coding region: 1796-2293 (165 amino acids)
Molecular function (GO): enzyme regulator activity; calcium ion binding
Source: RefSeq, a predicted model, not a curated record